UCUAUUUUUUUCAUCCAUGGAAAAGGGUUUAUAUAAACCCUUGUUUGGUUGUUGGUGUUUCUGUGCAGCAGCGAAAAUGUCAGGGAAAGGACCUGGUUUCUUCUCUGAGAUCGGCAAGAGAGGCAGAGAUAUCCUCACGAAGGAUUACAAUUCCGAUCAAAGAUUCACCAUCUCCUCCUCCACCAACUCCGGUCUCGACCUGAAGUCAACACUGGUGAAGAGUAGAGGACUUUCCUCUGGUGAUGUGGCUGCAGAAUUUAAGUAUAAGAACAAGGCGGUUAAUGUCAAAGUUGAUACUGAAUCAAAUGUGUUGACGACAUUCACUGUCUCUGAUGUUGUGCCAUCCGCGAAAACCAUUGCUUCUAUUCGUCUGCCUGAUUACAGUUCUGGCAAGGUUGAGGUUCAGUAUCUUCAUGAGCAUGUUGCUUUUACUCUCGGUGUUGGUUUAGACCGCUCCCCUGUUAUUGAUUUUUCUGGGACGAUGGGUACUCCUAGCAUUGCCUUUGGAGCAGAAACCAGCUACUCCACAAGUGUUGGCAAGUUUAUGAAAUACAACGCUGGUCUGUGCUUGAAAAUGCCAAGUUCCAAUGCUUCAGUAAUUUUCAUUGUCUUUGGAGCACAAACCAGCUUCUCUACAAGUAUUGGCAAGUUUACGAAAUACAAAGUUGGUCUGUGCUCGAAAAAGCCAAGUUCCAAUGCUUCAGUAAUUUUAGGUGAUAAGGGAGACUCCAUGAAGGUGUCAUAUUUACACCAGCUAGAAAGAUUGAAUGGGGGAGUUGUUGUGGGAGAGAUUAGCAGAAGGUUCUCUACAAAUGAGAACACAUUGACAGUUGGAUGUUCAUAUGUGGUUGAUUCUCAGACAGUUUUGAAGGCAAAGCUGAACAACCACGGCAACCUUGGGGCCUUAUUGCAGCAUGAGCUAACACGUAAGUCAUUCUUGACAAUCUCGAGCGCUUUUGAAACAAAGGAUUUGGACAAGAGUCCCAAGUUUGGUUUCACACUAUUGCUCAAGCCUUAAUGGAUUCAUAAGUUGAGUUAAUAUAUUAAGUUAUAUUGUCACACCUUCCUUCAAUUAAGUUCAAUGUAAGGAAGAAAGUUGAGAAAAUUGAUAUAAGAUUAUUGAUGUAUUUUUUUUCUUAUUAUCUUCAAAUGAUUGAUUGGACAGCUUGAGAUUAGAAAGGCAUUUUCACUAGGAAUGAAUCUAAAUUUUUUAUGGCAUCUGAUUCAGAACUAGUUGUUCGAAAAAAAUUAAGCUAUUAUUUAUCCUGAUCUUCUGAUUAUUGUCUGAAGUUUUUGAA
Messenger RNA from Glycine soja, 1298 nucleotides. Its product is annotated as mitochondrial outer membrane protein porin 2-like. Bases 17 to 1018 code for a protein of 333 amino acids. The record is from RefSeq and is a predicted model, not a curated record. Lineage: Eukaryota; Viridiplantae; Streptophyta; Magnoliopsida; Fabales; Fabaceae. Gene Ontology annotation, cellular component: mitochondrial outer membrane. Gene Ontology annotation, molecular function: voltage-gated monoatomic anion channel activity. Gene Ontology annotation, biological process: monoatomic anion transmembrane transport. The transcript is spliced from 7 exons.